Messenger RNA from Heterobasidion irregulare TC 32-1, 657 nucleotides. RefSeq lists its product as uncharacterized. Bases 1 to 657 code for a protein of 218 amino acids. Gene Ontology annotation, molecular function: transmembrane monodehydroascorbate reductase activity. The transcript has 4 exons. The record is from RefSeq and is a predicted model, not a curated record. NCBI's taxonomy places the organism in Eukaryota, Fungi, Basidiomycota, Agaricomycetes, Russulales, Bondarzewiaceae.
AUGUCCAACUUUGUCCUGCCGCUCUCGCAAGUCGAGAAGGAUGCAAGGAAUCAUGCACUGCUUUGCUCCAUCGGGUUUUUGAUUUUGCUUCCCCUCGGCAGCCUUACUGCACGAUAUUUGCGGACAGUCACGAAUGGCUGGUGGUUUGGCCACUGGUUGACCAAUUUCGUCGUCGCUGGCCCUGUGAUCUUCGCGGGUUGGGCUCUAGGGUACAAGACGACGAAUGAAGGGUUUACGGGGGGGCAUUUCAAUGAUCCACACAAGAGAAUUGGACUCACGCUCCUGAUCUUGUAUUGUAUCCAGCUCCUCCUGGGCAUGUUCAUUCAUUUCUUCCGCGUACCCUUCUUAUUCGUGGGGCAUCGACCCCCACAGAAUUACUUCCACGCCAUAUUUGGCUUGAUCAUACUCGCUCUCGCGGCGUACCAGGUCCAUUACGGUUUAUAUACGGAGUGGGUGUUCUCGACUGGGAACCUACAUCCCGUUCCUGAAUCCGCGAAGCAUGCAUGGCUAGCGCUCAUAAUUGUGCGUCACCAUGAUCUUAUCAAAGUGUGGUCAGAACUGACUGUGAUGAUUUUCGUGUUCCAUCUCACAGGUCUUCUGGUCACUUUAUGCUCUGGGCUUGGCAUUUCUACCGAGGCAGUAUCAACAAGAAAGUGA